AUGGAAAAUGAAAAAACAAUUGCUUCCGAAAAGGUUUCUUUCUCAGACGCAGAGAUAGAUAAAAGAACAGCUGAGCAAAAAGCUAUUGAUAAUUGGCUUCCUAUAACUUCUUCAAGGAACGCUAAAUGGUGGUACGAUGCUUUUCAUAAUGUCACUGCUAUGGUUGGAGCUGGUGUCUUGAGCCUUCCACCUGCCAUGGCAAGUCUUGGAUGGGGACCAGGAGUGGUGAUUCUGAUCUUAUCAUGGUUAAUAUCUCUACACACUCUAUGGAAGAUGGUUGAGAUGCAUGAAAUGGUGUCUGGAAAAAGGUUUGACAGAUACCAUGAAUUAGGGCAAGAAGCAUUUGGAGAAAAGCUAGGACUUUGGAUUGUGGUGCCACAACAGUUGAUAUGUGAAGUUGGUGUGGACAUGGUUUAUAUGCUGCCACCGAAAAAAAUCCCUGCAAAUUCAUAA
Messenger RNA from Lathyrus sativus (Indian pea), 453 nucleotides. Lineage: Eukaryota; Viridiplantae; Streptophyta; Magnoliopsida; Fabales; Fabaceae. The record is from the annotation of a GenBank genome assembly.